Molecule: messenger RNA, 1857 nt
Organism: Grosmannia clavigera kw1407
Lineage: Eukaryota; Fungi; Ascomycota; Sordariomycetes; Ophiostomatales; Ophiostomataceae
Product: mitochondrial outer membrane translocase receptor
Exons: 4
Coding region: 1-1857 (618 amino acids)
Biological process (GO): intracellular protein transport
Cellular component (GO): mitochondrial outer membrane
Molecular function (GO): protein binding; protein-transporting ATPase activity
Source: RefSeq, a predicted model, not a curated record
AUGGCACCGGCGACGACUGCGACUGCUGUGGGCGUUUCCGGCGACUCGACAUUCUGGGACCGCGUAACAAAGUGGGCCUCCGAGAACAAGACGGUCGUCUAUACUGCUGCCGGUGUUGCUGUUGUUGUCACCGGCGCGGGGGUAGUAUACUAUCUGAAUGCUCGACCAUCCGAAGGCCAGGCGGGUCACAAGCUAAGUAAGAAAGAGCGGCGGAAACGGAAAGAGGCCGAGCGGAAAGCAGCAGCCGCAGCAGAAAAGGCCAUAACAUCCGGGAGCGAUGCCGGCUCCUCCAAACAGUCUGCGACCGCAUCGGUUGCGGCUGAGGAGGAGCUACCAGAGAUCACCGAGACCACCGUUCAAGUAAUGGACGCCGAGGAGCGCAAGAAGAUGGCACUGAGGUUGAAGGAGGCCGGCAACAAAGCUUACGGAGCGAAGAACCUCGAGGGGGCUAUCGAUCUUUACUCCAAGGCCAUUUUAUGCAAGCAGGACCCGGUAUAUUACUCGAACCGCGCAGCCUGCUAUAGCGCAUUGAGCGAGUGGGACAAGGUAGUUGAAGAUACUACGGCGGCCAUCAAUAUCGACUCCGAGUACAUCAGAGCGCUGAACCGGCGCGCGAAUGCCUACGACCACCUAGGCAAAUACCGCGAAUCGCUUCUCGACUACACAGCCAGCUGUAUAAUUGACGGAUUCAAGAACGAAGCCAGCGCCCAGGCCGUGGAGAGACUGCUGAAGAAAUUUGCCGAGACAAAGGCGAAAGAGCUGAUGGAGACUCGACCAGCAAAGCUGCCGAGCCCUACCUUUGUUGGCAACUACUUGCAGAGCUUCCGAGCCAAGCCGCGUCCCGAAGGCCUCGAUGAUGCGGCUGAUUUGGAUGAGAGUACUGGCAAGGGUCAGCUGCGGUUGGGCCUGCAGUCGCUGGAGAAGAAGACGGCUGACGGGUAUGAGGAGGCUUCCGCGGCAUUCGAAAAGGCGCUGGAGCUUGGGGACCUGGGCGAGUAUGAAGCUCUGGCCUACAACUUGCGCGGUACUUUCCUCUGUCUCCUUGGCAAGCAUGAGGCGGCUUUGGCGGCUCUGACUACAAGCAUCGAGUUGGACGAGACCAUGACGCAGAGUUAUAUCAAGCGCGCCAGCAUGAACCUUGAACUUGGGGCGCCUGCCAAAGCGGAGGAAGAUUUCGCCAAAGCUUUGACUCAGAACGACUCAGACCCAGACAUCUACUACCACCGAGCCCAGCUCCACUUUAUCAAGGCAGAGUUUGGUGAGGCGGCCAAGGACUACCAGAAGUCGAUUGACCUUGACCGCGACUUCAUCUUCUCCCACAUCCAAUUGGGAGUGACGCAGUACAAGCUCGGAUCGAUCGCCUCGUCUAUGGCAACAUUCCGGCGCUGCGAGAAGAACUUUGCCAAGGUUCCGGACGUGUAUAACUAUCACGGCGAACUGCUCCUAGACCAGACCCGGUACCAGGAUGCUAUCGAAAAGUUCGAUAAAGCUAUCGAGAUGGAGAAGGAGACGAAGCCCAUGAACAUGAACGUGCUGCCUCUUAUCAACAAGUCACUCGCUCUGUUUCAGUGGAAGCAGGACUUCUCCGAAGCCGAGAAGCUGUGCUCAAAAGCCCUGAUCAUCGACCCGGAGUGUGAUAUUGCGGUAGCCACAAUGGCACAGCUCCUCCUGCAGCAGGGCAAGGUGACAGAGGCACUCAAGUACUUUGAGCGGGCAUCAGACCUGGCACGGACGGAAGGCGAGCUCGUCAAUGCUCUGUCGUAUGCUGAAGCGACACGAACACAGAUCCAUGUGCAAGAGAAGUAUCCGGCUCUAGCUGCCAAGCUGCAGGGUAUGAGUGGCCCCGGCUUGCGUUAG